Messenger RNA from Talaromyces marneffei, 1650 nucleotides. RefSeq lists its product as uncharacterized. The transcript is spliced from 2 exons. The record is from RefSeq and is a predicted model, not a curated record. Lineage: Eukaryota; Fungi; Ascomycota; Eurotiomycetes; Eurotiales; Trichocomaceae. Bases 1 to 1650 code for a protein of 549 amino acids.
AUGGAAGCACCUAUGGCCACCGAAAUGGUUGUCAAACCAGACCAGAAUGAGAUAUUGCAAAUGCACUCUAUGCCACCUUGGAAGUGCUACGAGUCCGAAGAAGAGGACGUAUCCGAGACAAGCUCGCAGAGCGUCUUUUCGCACACCGAGGGCGACAUAACCAACGAGUCUGAUGCAGAUGAGUCUAUCAACGAGGUAGAUCUUUAUUCCAAUAGACUAUCAAUCAUAACGGCAAAACGUAGCAGUGCAGCGACCUGUGUUCCCGCUCACCAUGGACAGGAUGCAUCUAUUACCGACGACAACGAAGAUGUGUCCCCGGUUACCGAGUACAUGACACCACCGGUUUCUCCAAUUUACUUAUCAGCUGUAUGCUACGUUCCAGAUGGUUCCGAAAGCUCAUCUCGGGACGAAUCGUCUGCAGACGCUGAAGAUAACGAAGAUGAAGUACACGAGGUUUCCGAAGCCAGGCAGGUGUUUUUCACGACGCCAGCUUCCAGGCCAAAUAUUGUCAUAAUUCAGAGUCCUACCACUGAAGCUAUUCUAACUGCUCGAAUGGGCGAUCCAGUUCUGCCGCAGCAAUCCAGCGAGCAGAACAAACAGGAAGCUCCUCCAGCUAAUCUUCGCAAGAGGCCAUCUAACAAGAGGUCCUCAAGCGCUUCGGGAAUGACUACUCCAGCGGACCGCUCCAAACGAUACUCAGCCAUGUUCUACCGUGAUUUCACCCGGAACGGUGAGGUGACAUACGCUGAUUCUCGAAACCAUACACGAGCCCAGUCCUCGCAAAGCCCAGCACGGAACUCCUCACGUCCGAGGGUAGUAUCACGACAGGACAGCAUUAUCAGCAAUGCUACCGACUCUUCCGAAGUACGACAAUCACGACCACGACGAAUCCCAUCCCAACGCUCCUCCAGCAGAAACAGUCGCCACGCCCCAGACCAUGAAUCACCACGAAACUACUCACGACCACGCCCCAUUCGCAGCUCAAGCGUUGCCAGCGACAUGACAGCCGGAAGCUCAACAUCUUGGAAACGAGUCCACGCACACAACUGGUCUAGCUCAUCCAUUCAAUACCCAAGCUCGUCCUCCUCCAUCGUCGAUGGGGCUUCCUCUUCCUCUUCCUCAUACUCAACACCACCGGGCGAAAGCGAAUCAAAACCAACUCCUCAUCCACUCUCAAUAACCACAACGCCAACAUCCCCUACAGCUGACUCACUGGAUUUCCAACAAAUGAAAUUCAACCAACAACAGUCGUUGCAGUCAGCAAUCACAUCCCACAGCAGCAACAGCGACAUCGACUGGCCCCCCGUUCAAUACGGACGAUCAUCCACAAACUCCAAUAAAAAGACGUUCCCCUAUUCUCACCCCCGAAAUCUUUCAUUGUCAUUGACCACAGUCCUUGCCACUGCAUCAGUCGAAAAUCUGACGGAUUUUACAUCAGCACGGAGUCGAAGGGGCUCAGUCGCCACCACGACUCCCACCACCACCACCACCACCAUCACCAUCACCAGAACAAGGAAAUCAUCAAUAUCUGCAGUCAUGUCAGCUGCAGUAUCAUCCGGCAAAUCAUCAAGCCAUUCAACGAAUACGAUGAAAUUACUGAUGGGCGGGUUUAGGGGGCUAGGAAAACAGCGGAACAUUCGGCAAUCAUAG